Messenger RNA from Conger conger (European conger), 849 nucleotides. RefSeq names its product olfactory receptor class A-like protein 1. Gene Ontology annotation, biological process: G protein-coupled receptor signaling pathway. Gene Ontology annotation, molecular function: pheromone receptor activity. Gene Ontology annotation, cellular component: membrane. The coding region runs from base 1 to 849 and encodes 282 amino acids. NCBI's taxonomy places the organism in Eukaryota, Metazoa, Chordata, Actinopteri, Anguilliformes, Congridae. The transcript has a single exon. The record is from RefSeq and is a predicted model, not a curated record.
AUGCCACACAAUGAGUUCAUCCUCAGCCAGCUGGUCUUCGCCAACCUGAUGGUGACGCUGUGCCGGGGCAUUCCUCAGGCUCUGACUGCACUGGGCAUCAACCCACUGUUCAGCCACCCUGCAUGCAAAACAGUAAUCCUCGCCUACCGCGUUGGCCGUGCCAUGUCUAUCACUAUCACCUCCCUACUGAGCUCCUACCAGUGCGUGGUCAUUGCCCCUUCGACACCAGGCUGGAUCAGGCUGAAACGCUGGGUGCCUGGCCACCUCCCCCAUGCCAUCAUCUUUCUCUACGGGCUUAACAUUAUGGUUGUCUACCCUGCUGCCAUCAUCUUCACUGAAGCAUUUCCCGCCAACAGUACCAUUCCAGAGUUCACCCUUAACCUGGAGUUCUGCAUUGUGGUGUUCCCAGGUCUCAUGGCUUACGUGAUCAGUGGUGUGAUAUACAUCAUACGAGACUUUGCCUUUGUCGGACUGAUGGCGGCAGCAGCAGUGUAUGUGAUGCUUGUCCUGCAUCGGCACCGUCAGCAGGUUCAGGGCCUGCAGGGGGCCGGCCGGAAGACGGAGGAGGCUUCCCAAGCUGUCUUGCUGCUCGUGAGCACGUACGUGGCUCUGUUCAGCUUGGACAAUGUACUGUGGAUCUAUACACUGUUUGUCUCCCGUGUGCACCCAGCCGUGUCUGACACACGUGUCUUCUUCGCCUCCUGCUACUCCGCCAUCAGUCCUGUGCUCAUCAUCGCCACCAACAAGAAGCUGUCCGCUUACUUUCACUGCAGCUUCAAAGGAAAGGCAGCAGAAAAUAUCCCCAGUAGUACAGACUCCAACACCUCUCGGGUGACAUCAACACAAUAA